Molecule: messenger RNA, 693 nt
Organism: Mytilinidion resinicola
Lineage: Eukaryota; Fungi; Ascomycota; Dothideomycetes; Mytilinidiales; Mytilinidiaceae
Product: TIM21-domain-containing protein
Exons: 2
Coding region: 1-693 (230 amino acids)
Biological process (GO): protein import into mitochondrial matrix
Cellular component (GO): TIM23 mitochondrial import inner membrane translocase complex
Source: RefSeq, a predicted model, not a curated record
AUGACUGCUCUCCAUCGCCUGCCGCAGCCCUUGCGUCUUGAGAAUCUACGGGGCUCUUGUUUGAGUCGACCGGUUCGACGACCUGCGCCCCGCGUGCUCUUCGUGCGGAGCUUCACGGCGCAACGAAGCUUGAAGGCUGCGUCGCCCAGCUCCAACACGCCCUCCUCCGGCCGCAAGCACAUUACCGUCGUGAAUGACGACGGUCGCGUACGAUGGGGGGCCCUCAGUAAAACAGAGAAGGUGGCUCGGACGACACAGCAGACGUUCAAUCUAGGGAUCGUACUGCUAGGAGUAGUGAUGACGGGCGCCGUCUUCGCCCUCCUCUACACCGAAGUCUUCUCCCUCGACAGCAAAACCGCCCACUUCAACCGUGCCACGGACCAGAUCCGGCGCGACAAGCGCUGCGUCGAGCUACUCGGUGACUCGAAACACAUAAAGGCUUAUGGAGAGCCGAGCUGGAGCCGGUGGGCUAGGAAUAGGAUUAUCGCAUCGUCGACCGAGAAGGAUCGAUGGGGGACGGAGCAUCUGCGGAUGCAUUUCUAUGUCGAGGGCCCGAAAAAUCAGGGGGUGGUUAAUAUCCAUAUGACGAAGAGGCCGAGUCAGAAUGAGUAUGAGUAUAAGGUGCUGGCUGUGGAUGUGAAGGGUGAGUGGACCCUCUUCGGGGGCUUUGGUCACUUGUUCGGUGUUUAUUAA